Messenger RNA from Suncus etruscus (white-toothed pygmy shrew), 1847 nucleotides. It is a transcript of the gene PLA2G7, whose product is annotated as phospholipase A2 group VII. Gene Ontology annotation, molecular function: 1-alkyl-2-acetylglycerophosphocholine esterase activity. Lineage: Eukaryota; Metazoa; Chordata; Mammalia; Eulipotyphla; Soricidae. The transcript is spliced from 12 exons. Bases 20 to 1462 code for a protein of 480 amino acids. The record is from RefSeq and is a predicted model, not a curated record.
AGCAGUCACAGAUCAGGAAAUGUCCUUGAGCCGAAGGACUCUCAAAGCCAGAUCCAGUAGCAAGCAACAGGCCAUGGCGAAGGGAGUUAGGGAAAAAAGGGAUCGACGAGAGCAAAUUAAUUGCAGCAGCAGCAAGAGAGGCAGCUUCCAGGGAUCUAUGCAGGAGGUUCACUCAAAAUCCUGCUCAACUACCAAGAUGUGGCCUCCCAAGUUACAUGUGUUUUUCUUUCUCUGUUGCUGCCUCACACUGGUUCGAACAUUUGACUGGCAAAAUCUAAGUCCGAUUGGCCAUAUUAAAUCAUCAGCCUGGAUAGAUAAAAUAUAUACUCUGGUACCUGCUGCAAACUCUAGUCAAACAAGGAUUCCCAGAGGAAAAGGACCUUACUCUGUUGGUUGUACAGACUUAAUGUUUGAUUAUACUAAUGAGAGCACCUUCUUGCGUUUGUAUUAUCCAUCUAAAGAUGAUAAACAAAAUGAAGCCGUCUGGAUCCCAAACAAAGAAUAUUUUUUCGGUCUUAGUAAGGUUCUUAGAACAAACUGGUUUAUGGGAAAAUUGAUGAAUUUAUUAUUUGGUUCAAUGACAGUUCCUGCAAACUGGAAUUCCCCUAUGAGGACUGGUGAAAAGUAUCCACUAGUUAUUUUUUCUCAUGGUCUUGGAGGAUUUAGGACAAUUUAUUCUGCUAUUGGCAUUGCCCUGUCAUCUUAUGGGUUUAUUGUUGCUUCUGUAGAACACAGAGAUGAAUCCGCAUCUGCUACGUACUAUUUCCAGGAUCAGUUUGCUGCAAAAACAGAGAACAAGACUUGGCUCUAUUUUAAAAUCCCGAAGCAAGCGGAUGAAUUGUUUGAACGAAAUAAACAGGUACGACAGAGAGCCAAGGAAUGCUCCCAAGCUCUCAAUUUUAUUCUUGACAUUGAUCAUGGAAGGCAAGUAAAUAAUGUCUUGGAUCUUCCUUUUGAUAUAAAACAACUGAAGGAUUCUGUCGACAGGAAUAAAAUAGCAGUAAUGGGACAUUCCUUUGGUGGUGCCACAGUUCUUCAAACUCUUAGUGAAGAUCAGAGAUUCCGAUGCGGCAUUGCCCUGGAUGCAUGGAUGUUUCCACUGGGUGAUGAAGUAUAUCCCAGAAUUCCUCAGCCCCUUUUUUAUAUCAACUCUGAAAAGUUUCAAUAUCCUGAAAAUAUUGAAAAAAUGCAACAAACCUACUUACAGGGUAAAGAAAGAAAAAUGAUCACAAUAAGGGGUUCAGUCCAUCAGAAUUUUGCUGAUUUCACUUUUGCAACUAACAAAGUAACCGCGUACAUAUUUUCAUUACAAGGGCAUAUAGAUUCAAAUGUUGCAAUUGAUCUUACCAACAAAGCUUCAUUAGCAUUCUUACAAAAGCAUUUAGGACUAAAGAAAAAUUUUGAUCAGUGGGACAACUUAAUUGAAGGGGAUGAUGAUAAUCUUAUUCCAGGACCAAUAUGAAAGCAAUCAACUACAAAGUGAUUCUUCCUAACUCUCUAGGAUAAAGAAAUCAGAGUAUAGCUUAGAAAAGCUUUUAAAAAGACUUUGUGUAAAGGAACAUUUGUCUUCUUUAAAAAUAUAUGUCUUGCACUUAUAAGACCCUUAUUUCAAUCACCAGUACUACAAAAAUAAAUCAAGUACUGGGAAAAUAGCUUAGUGGCAAUUCAUAUACAUCGUAUACAAGACACUGGAUUUUCUCCCUGAAAUUAAAUAAAUGAAUAACUUGUAUUGUCUGAAAAAAUGUUUAGGUAUUUCUCAAGAAUCUUAAGACCUUAUUUUUCUACUUUGUUGUUUUAUUUACUUAGAACUGCUAUCUAAAAUACUACACAAAUAAAACUUCAAACAC